GUCAGUAAAGAAUGGUCUAGUUCUGCUGUGAUGAAAAGUUUAAUUAGUCUCACUUCUCGUGGAGCCAAGUAAGGAUAUUAUGUCUCAAGUAGUAAUGACAAUGAUCUAAAAACUGGCGAUUUUUCAUUUAAUUCAUGUAAAAUAAUGGUUUGUUUAAGUGUUAAUGGACCUUUGUACCUUGUUGUGCUAUCCCGUCUAUAUCUCCACGGAAAUGGCCAUUUAUUUCGAAGAAUUUUAUAUUAAAAUAGAAACUAAUUACUUGAAUAGACAUACGCUCUAUACAUUAAGCAGUUUAUGAUGGUAUAAUGGUGUAAAUUAGACAAAUCUCUUUGUUAAGAAAAAAGUGUUUCUCCAACUUCUUUGUGGAUGCUGUGAUUCUGCUCACCACCUGUAGUCUGGAAUAAGAAACUUGGCUCUAAAGUUACCGGUGAAUAUUAUGGAACGUGUUAUCCCAGCCCCUUCUCAGAAGCCUGGUGUAUUCCUUAGUGAUCGAGCGGCCACCAGCCACCAAGCGCUUAUUCGUUCAGACCAACUGAGUCGUGUCUCAGCCUCUGAACCUUGGAGAGCACAACUAUUGCUGCACCAUCAGAUGGAUCUAAAUACAGUGGAUCAGAAGACGUCAGAUUGCCGAUACAAAACUGUUUAUGAUUUUGAAAUAGAUGCCUUGACAAUUGUACAUAAUGUUGUUAUCUAUCAAGGAGUUCACAGCAGUAUAGCAGAUAUGGCAAGACAAAUGCUGCGGGACUGCCAGUAUGACUUGAUGGAGUUGGAACAGUGCAAAGAUUGCUACCGUAUGUCUAAUGAAAAGUCCGACAAAUAUUGGUUUUGUAAACCAUGUCGACCUCCACAUCAGCUAGUUUAUGCCAAACAAAAAGGAUUCCCAUAUUGGCCAGCAAAGGUAAUAAGAGUAGAAAAUGAACUUUAUGAUGUAAGAUUCUUUGGGAGUCAACAUCAGAGAGCUGUCAUAGAGAAGUCACAUGUUCGUCCUAUAUCUGUCAACAUACACACACUUCAGGUAAAAAGAACUUCAGCAUGGAACAAGGCAUGUGAAGAGCUAAAGAAGCAUCAGGAAUAUCUUUCAAUGACGAACAAUCAUGAGUCCGACCACCGGAAUAUACGAACAGAUUCUGAGGCUCGACAUAAAGGUGAUACACUCUCACCUGACCAAGAAUCCCGACAUGCUCACAGAGUUCAGACACAGCUGCUACAGACGUCUCCGAAGAAAGAGAUUAAGGAGGAGGAG
This is a messenger RNA of Homarus americanus (American lobster), 1243 nucleotides long. RefSeq names its product zinc finger MYND domain-containing protein 11-like. The record is from RefSeq and is a predicted model, not a curated record. Gene Ontology annotation, biological process: regulation of transcription elongation by RNA polymerase II. Lineage: Eukaryota; Metazoa; Arthropoda; Malacostraca; Decapoda; Nephropidae. Gene Ontology annotation, molecular function: DNA binding; protein binding; transcription corepressor activity.